Messenger RNA from Trichoderma virens Gv29-8, 789 nucleotides. RefSeq lists its product as uncharacterized. NCBI's taxonomy places the organism in Eukaryota, Fungi, Ascomycota, Sordariomycetes, Hypocreales, Hypocreaceae. The record is from RefSeq and is a predicted model, not a curated record. Bases 1 to 789 code for a protein of 262 amino acids. The transcript has 4 exons. Gene Ontology annotation, molecular function: oxidoreductase activity, acting on the CH-OH group of donors, NAD or NADP as acceptor.
AUGCAGUUACCACUUUCCGGCAAAACGGCCCUUGUGACUGGUGGUAUUAGGGGAAUUGGUCGAGGCAUUUCCCUUGAGCUCGCCCGCCGAGGUGCCAACGUUGCUAUGGUCUAUGCCAACCCGAGCCGUGAGGAGACUGCAAAGGAAGCAGUCAAAGAAAUCCUUUCACUUGGUUCUGGUGCAAUGGCGGUUAGCAUUUUGGCCGACUUGAAGAUCUUCAGCAGCUAUCAAAAAAUUAUCGAUGUAGCGCUGCAAGAAUUGGGUGGCGAAAACAUUGAUAUUGUUGUUCACAAUGCGGCUGUCGCAUCACCCGUAUCGACCGAAAAUACAACUGAGGAGCUUUACGACGAUACGAUGGCGACAAACCUGCGAGCUCCAUUUUUUCUUACGCAGACACUACUGCCAUAUAUACCGCGUGGAGGGCGCAUUAUUCUUAUUUCAUCCAUUGCAGCUAGGCGGUUUUCUUUUGGGAUGCAUCAAACAGCUUAUGCUAUUAGUAAGGCAGCUAUCGAGGCACUCGCUAGAAGUUGGGCUGUCGAGUUUGGCCAAUCUCGCGGUAUUACUGUCAAUGCGUUAUCGGUUGGGUUUGUUGAAACGGAAUUAGUGCAGAGCCUCUCCCCUGAGAGCCUUGAUGCAUACCGCAAAGAAAAUGCACGUGUGACCGCAGCAGCUCCAAGGAGCGGCACGCCAGACGACAUUGCCCAAAUAGUGGCCUUCAUUGCCAGCGAAGGGUCUCGCUGGGUGACUGGAAGUACCAUUUCAGCUAGCGGUGGGAAAUGGCCAAUUUAG